GAACGGUCGACGUCACAGCCACAGGCAGCAGAAGGAUGGGCGAGAGUUGUGUGUACCUUGCCGCUGCUUCAUGGCAAUAGAGAGAUGGCGUCCGCAUCCCGAUGAAUAAGCAAAAAAAGAAGAGGAAAAGGGAUGAUGCUGGACCCUACUACGCCUAAAGGGGAAACCGUUCAAUUCAGCACAUCAGCUAUGGAGGGAUUCAUCUCUCUUUCACAAUCAUUUCGUUCCAGGGAUGUUAACGCCCUUUUCGUGCGUUUUUAAACUCUUCGGUUGAUUCCUUCCAACGAAGGAGGUGAGGAGAUUGCUGUCUGGUAGGCUACAUCUGUUUUCUUCCUCCGCUUCUCUGCCCAUCUGACGCAGGGGCGAGGAGGAGAGGAGAGAAGGGGAAGAGAGGAGAGGGAGGGCGAUGGCUGCUGGAGGGGGAUGCGGGGACACGGUGGAGCAGUGCCGGGCAGAGGUGGAGCGUUUGACCCGUGAGCUAGCGGAGGCGAACCGGGAGAAGAUCCGGGCUGCGGAGUGCGGUCUGGUGGUUCUGGAGGAGAACCAGACCCUGAAGCAGCAAUAUUCGGAUCUAGAGGCCGAGCAAGAGGCGCUCCGACAGGAGCUGGAACAGCUACAAGAGGCGUUUGGCCAGACCUUCUCCACCCAGCGCAAGGUGGCUGCGGACGGGGAGACCAACGAAGAGACCCUCCUACAGGAGUCAGCCACUAAGGAGGCGUAUUACAUGAGUCGCCUGCUGGGGAUCCAGUCAGAGCUCAAACAGAGCCGGGCCGUCACAGUCAACACACAGGCCGACAACGAACACCUCAGUACCCUGCUGCAGGAGCUCAGAGAGAGUAAUGAUAUGUUGGAGCUGCAACGGAGCCGGAUGAGAGAGGAGAUCAGGGAAUAUAAGUUCAGAGAGGCACGACUCCUACAGGACUACACUGAGCUGGAGGAGGAGAACAUCACCCUGCAGAAACUAGUGUCCACUCUCAAACAGAAUCAGGUGGAGUACGAGGGGUUAAAGCAUGAGAUCAAGGUUCUGGAGGAGGAGACUGAGCUGCUGAACAGUCAGUUAGAAGACGCCUUACGUCUCAAAGACAUCUCCGAGGCCCAGCUGGAGGAGGCCCUGGACUCCCUGAAGAGCGAGCGGGAGCAGAAGAAGCACCUCCGCAAGGAGCUGGUCCACCACCUCAGCCUGUGUGACGUCCAAUACACGGGCAGCGCCCACCUCACUUUCACCUCAGCGCCACCUAGUGGCACGGCUACGCCUGUCUCCGCCCUGUCGACCAGCUCAGAGGAGCCGGGCAGGUGUAACGGGCAUCUACAUGGAGGGUCAGGAACUGGGACGGGGACAGGGUCACUGCCCAGGGCCAAUGGAGAGUGUCGGGGAGCGGGGAGGAAAGGAGAGGGGAUGGUGUCGGAUCUGUUCAGUGAGAUGAACCUGACAGAGAUACAGAAGCUCAAGCAGCAGCUGCUACAGGUGGAGCGAGAGAAAACAGCGCUGUUGAUCAGCCUGCAAGAGUGUCAGACGCAGCUGCAGCAUACACAGGGUGCCCUGAACGAGCAGCACGAAAGGGCCCAACGCCUCAGCGAGAGAGUCACCGCCCUCAGGCGCCUGCACCAGGAGGCCCAGCUCGCCCAGGAGACACACCUCAACCGAGAGGCCCUGAUGGAGCAAGGAGAAGAGGAAGAGGAGGAGAAAGAGAAGGGAUUAAUACACAGCAGGGGCCAGGCAUUCUGCCACCAGACCCCGGGUCUGGAGAUCCUCCAGUGUAAAUACAGGGUGGCUGUAACCGAGGUGGUCGAGCUAAAGGCUGAGCUGAAGUCACUGAGAGAGAGGUACAACCAGUGUGUGGAGGGCGGGGUGGAGGAGAGGACGCUCGGAGAGGCCCAGCACAGAUCACUGGAGCAGCAGGUGGGGAGGCUGGAGAGGAGCUGCCGGGAAGGUAGGGACAAGGUGGGGGGCCUGGAGACGGAGCUGAGAACAGCAAAGAACAUGGCCAGCGAGAGCCAGGGGGCGCUCAAUGCAGCACAGGACGAACUGGUCACCUUCAGCGAGGAGCUGGCUCAACUUUACCACCACGUCUGCCUCUGUAACAACGAGACGCCCAACCGGGUGAUGCUAGACUACUACAGACACGGCAGAGGACUAAGGGGUAUCAGUGCCUCGCUCAAGGGUGACGACACCCGCGUUCUACUCACGCCCCGCCUCGCCCGGCGGCUCGCAGCCGUUGCCGCAGCAACCUCAUCGUCCACGGCGGAGUCUCGUAGCCCCUCGGAAUCUCCAUCCAAAGAGCGGUUGUCAGGAGAGGGAGGCCGGGACGGGGGGAGGGACAGGGACAGUCCUGUACCCCGCACCCCUCCUACGGGCUCCCCCAGCAUCAGUGCCUCUUCCUCAUCUUCAUCAUCAUCAUCGCCUGCGGUAGAGCCAGCUGGAGACCUGCGUAGGGAACCCAUGAACAUCUAUAACCUCAACGCCAUCAUCAGAGAACAGGUGAGGCACCUCCAGAGGGCAGUGGACCGGUCACUCCAGCUGUCCAGACAGAGGGCUGCAGCCAGGGAACUGGCCCCACUGUUUGACAAGGACAAAGAGGCCUGUAUGGAGGAGAUACUGAAGCUCAAGUCCCUGCUCAGCACCAAGAGAGAACAGAUAGCUACCCUCAGACUGGUGCUCAAAGCGAACAAACAGACUGCAGAGAAUGCCCUGGCCAACCUGAAGAGUAAGUAUGAGAAUGAGAAGCACAUGGUGACAGACACCAUGAUGAAGCUGAGGAACGAACUGAAGGCCCUGAAGGAGGAUGCUGCCACCUUCUCAUCGCUCAGAGCCAUGUUCGCUACCAGGUGUGACGAGUAUGUGACUCAGCUGGAUGAGAUGCAGAGGCAGCUGGCUGCGGCGGAGGACGAGAAGAAGACGCUCAACUCCCUCCUGCGGAUGGCCAUCCAGCAGAAACUUGCCCUGACCCAGCGUCUGGAGGACCUAUCCUUCGACCAGGAGCAGUCGCACUGCACCCACAGCGGCAAGGUGGCCCGCAUGAAGAGAAGCACCCCCAAAAUCGUCAGAAGUCUGCUGCCACAGUGCCGCCAGUCUCCUCACAGCUAAGGUGGGAGAAGGCCUCCCAAGCCAGCAGACGUAGCAUUGUGUCAGUUAUCCAGGAGCACCGAGCUCACUGCCCGCUGAGCAGCUACCGCAGCGGCCCCCCACGAGUGCCUCUCCUUUGGCUCGUCCAGCCGCCUUGUCCCCCUGGUCCUCUAUAAACCUGGAACUACUACACCCUGACCUCCAACCCCAUCACAGCACUCUGCAGGGCAGAGCCAGAGCAGUGCCUCUCGCUGUGGAAGAGAAGGACGACGCUCACAAAGACUUAUAAGAGACUGUCUGACUGAGGAUUUGUGGGAGAAAAGAGUGACAUGCCGCCAUCUUUGCUACCAAGCUAGCUAUUAGUCAUUGUUCAUCAUGUCUUUGUCAAUGGUGUUUUGGGGGGUGUUGAAACAUACUUUUAUGUUACGACCAGUGAUGAUUAUUUUGUUUGGGUUCAAGAGGUGGACAACUUGGGUUUUGCUGAAUGUAUAGCUCGCUGUACAAUCAUUAACGGUACAGUUUGUCGCGAAUGCCAAGGUGGCAGUGGACAAAGCCAUAACUGUGUAUUUGAAAUGCAUGUAAAAAAAAGAAAAAAAAAGAAAGAAGUAUUAGCUUUCACAGACACAGAUUGUUUAAGUCAUUUUCUUCUCUUUUCAUCGAUUGUCCCCACCUCUCACCAAGAUCGUAGUGUUUUAUAUUCUAUGGAAUUGCUUUCAAACGCACUUUGCCCACGCACCCUACGGUAUAUGAAUGUGUUUCUAUUGCACUUUUAAUGUGUUUUACAGGAUAAGAGAUUUAUACAAACAUUGUAAAAGCUGACAGUGUUUGUACCAUCAUCGUCCUUCCUUGCUUCUACGGUAUCUAUGUUGAAGCAUCAUCUUCGUCCCAAAUGACACCACAUUCGCCAAAGUAGUGCACUACAUAGGGCAUAGGGUGCCAUUCGGGACGUCCUUUUCGUCCUUCCUCUCUCUCUUUCUCUGAAGGCCUCAAUCAACCUCCUGAAUGGCAAGCACAAACUGACCAAUGCAUUCCAAUACUAGUUGUGAUCGACUGUUUACCCCCACUGGGUUAAAUAAUGAUGUUGAAAGUAGAUCUCUAUCCAAGAUUGCCUUUUGUUUUCUACAUCCUGUGUAUGGAAGUAACCAUGCUGGACCGGCGUGUAGACCGCUUUCACUAUAGAAUAGUAGUACUAGUAGCACUGUAGUUGUAGUAAUAGUAGAGGUAGUUGGCAGUUUAUGCUGUACAGUAUUCAACCAUGAUGCUAUGUAUCCUAACCUAGAAAUACCAAUUUGGAGCUUUUCUCAAACCACCACCCAGCAACUUUUAACCAUCUAUAUCAAACGUCCACUCAGUCACAGCUCAUAAGCGUGGCAAAAUGGGAUGAAUUCACACACCUCAGCCUAGCUUUAGACAGAAGAUUCUGUUUCUAAAGGAUCUCUGACCAGAACUGGGGUUGCUAAGUGCAGUUGGGUUUCAAAAACGUUGGGUUUUGACAUGCUUUUGUGUUAUUCUGGUGAAUGCUGUCUGCUCCAUUCCUUACUAGGCUUCUCAGACAUGACGUGAAGCAGAUGAAGGAGAAGGAAGGGGUUUUGUGUAAACCAGCCGGAGACUGUAUUAACCCACAGAGCUAAAAACCCAACGCAUUCGUUUGGGAGAGCAAACUUGCUUUGGAGCCCAAUGGCUUUAAACCUAUCAGAUGGUUCAAAUACCAUUGGAGGUAUACAUAGGCCAACUGGACAUACAGUAAGCUAUGAAGAAAAUGAUUCAUGUUACUAGCUACCUUUUUCUGGACCUGGAGUGUAUAAGUACUCAGGGCACAAAGAUGAAAUUCUGAAUGUGUGUCCCAUAAUAAAGAUGAACGGACUGGCUUGCACAAUUUCAACACUACUCGACAACUCAAUAAAAACCAUUCAGACAGCAAUAUAUAAAUGUAUGGUAUCUUUCAAAUCAUUUUUAUUGCAUAUUUAACCAUGUAAAGCCUACAUUUCAAAACACAAUAAAUCCCCCCCUAAUCUUAUAGGGGACUGAUAAACA
Oncorhynchus gorbuscha (pink salmon) is the source of this 5098-nucleotide messenger RNA. RefSeq names its product protein bicaudal D homolog 1-like. Gene Ontology annotation, biological process: protein localization to organelle; regulation of microtubule cytoskeleton organization; microtubule anchoring at microtubule organizing center. Gene Ontology annotation, cellular component: cytosol; Golgi apparatus. Bases 407 to 3085 code for a protein of 892 amino acids. NCBI's taxonomy places the organism in Eukaryota, Metazoa, Chordata, Actinopteri, Salmoniformes, Salmonidae. The transcript has 10 exons. Gene Ontology annotation, molecular function: dynein complex binding; dynactin binding; dynein intermediate chain binding. The record is from RefSeq and is a predicted model, not a curated record.